AUGUUCUCCCCAACCUACGUCCAACUCAAGUACUGGUUCUAUCCAAUUGGGAACACACCUGCGGUCAAUCUGCUUCGGGAUCUUCCAUCAUGCCAGGAGGAGGAGACUAUCAACAUCCUGUCUUUAGCUUGUGGGGAUCCGAGAAACGUCCUGUUUUCUUUGUGGUGCGAGCAAGGACACAGCAGCAAGCGGACCGUAAGCUUCACCUGCUGCGAUAUUGAACCGGCAAUACUUGCACGAAACGUGGUCCUUCUCACGCUCAUUACCAAUGGACGCCCAAGUACAGAGCUAUGGGACCUCUUUUACCAUUUCUACGUGCCAACGAAAACUCUAUCCAUCCUUCGCACUCAUGCUGCGGGCUUGGUAGAGGCCUCGAAAUCUACUGAAAAAUGGGCAUCGUCUCCAUACGGCAGCUACAUUAAAUACGUAGAUAAGGCCACACUGCAGGAGUUGCGGCGGUAUUGGACCCGCUAUGCGUCGACCGAGAAAUUUCCCCAAGCCAGGACUGCUAUCGCCCAACGCAGCAAGGAGACUGGCAACAUGCAUGUUUUGACAGGCGUACGGUCGGCAGGUCCAUUGUGGUUUCAUGCAAGUGAGACAAUGGCGCAUGUUUACCGGGAGUUCUGGAAGACAGGUGUCGUAGCAGGGAACAUUGAGGAUCUCUCUCGACUGAACGGCAAAGGAGAAGUCAAUCCGAUGUUUGCUGUCUCUUCAGCUGCUUCGAGAGAUUUCGCUGUUCACUACGGUGCCGAGCCACUUCUAGGGUUCCGCCUCCCAGAAGCUUUUCAUCAAAAGGUUCCUGAACAAAGAGGGGGCACAUCGGAACAGGCGAAGCGUGCGGUAGCAAUUGCCAAGUCGCAGUUCAAGGCUUGGUGUGAGUGCUUUACCAAGUACGUGAGCAACGACCGUGUCCAGGUCAGCUUCUUCUGCGGAGAAGCUCUUGCUCUCAGCCACGACUUGCAACUAGCAAUUACUCUCAACCAGAAGCCUGGCCACGUUACCAGGACCUACGUCAAGCCAUGGAGCGCCUGUCCGCUAUUGCUCGAUGGGUAUGUCAGUCUGAACGCAACGAGAGACUUGCCCUACGAUCUGUUCGAUGUCAUCGAUACCUCAAACCUUGGUGAUCAUGUCGGAUUCAUUAACAUCCUUUCUGCCACGACUCCAUUACUCCGGCGAAACGCCUCUUCAGUGGUCUACACCGAGAGCCUGUUGAUGGCGUCAGAGGAUAUCUCAGCAUCUUUGUCGACAGUUCUGGGUUCAGACGUUGCCACGUUCUCAAUGCUUAUAGGAUUGGCCCCUUCAGGAUUGUUGACAGGCGUGACACUCGAUGCUGUCGGCAAUGAGACUGCGUUAUUUACCUUGAUGCAAGGAGAUGACAGCCAAAAGCAGUAUCGUAUGAGGGUCUCUUGGAAAUACCCCCAAUUUUCGGAUGCCAGCGUCGUAGGAGUGCUUGGAAGUAGUACCGGGAGCGACUUCCAAGUCACAUUCGAAGCGAAAGAGCUCGCCGGUCACCUUUUCGAUAUCUACAAGACAAUGUUCGCUCACGAGGAUAUCUCGAGGAUGACGGCCCAGCUCUCUCGCAUGAGCGUUGGACAAUAUUCGAUUGAUUUGCAGCGCUAUACAAGGGCUGGCAUGGCUGCUCUGCUCCGCCUGGUCAGGGCCACAGUCCAGGUAGACUGGGAGCAAACUAUGCACCUCCUCGAUAGCCAUCUCGUCACGGAUCGGUCGUUGAUAGUCGGAUCCAAUAGUCUCCAGGAGUUGUAUAUGCAUCUUCACAUUUUUGGUGUCUGGACAAACGAGUGUUUGGAACGUAGCCCAAAUCAGCUUCGAACCGGCUUCGGGCUGUCUUUGAGACCAACAUCUGGCGAUAAAGGCAUCCUCGCUGCAGACAAUACACCCUCAGUUGUUCAAUUAGUCCUGGUAGUGCCAAGGGAGGAGCUCACCGUCUUUACCGGCAAGACUCCUGACGCGAUUGGAACUCCCGCUCUACAUGUCUCUGUCACCCAGACCAGUGGUCAAAACCAAUACGAAAAUUGCUUCCACUCAUUCCAGGCUUUCUUCGGCAAGGUUGUCUAUGACGACAGCACCCAGAACGCUUCAAUUAUCGAAGAAGACGACCAUGGCUGGCUGGGCUCAGCUGAUCUUGUUGUUACUUGUGCGGUGCCCGCCUUUGGCUUGCUAAUGGGGCCAAGAAAUGGCAUUCUGGCUGCUCUCAUGAUCAAUACCAAUCCUGAUAACCUUAUGAAGUUUGAACACCUUGGUGUGCGGAUGGCGGUCUUCGAGACCGGAUUUCACGAUGGGAAGAGACUUUUUGUCUGUCGUGAUGCACCCAAGCUGGACACCUUGCGAUCGUCCUCAAUGCAAAAAAGGUGGAUCGAGAAGGUUUCAUCGCAAAACCAAUCUUCGCUUCAGACGCUCGUAAAGCUGAACGCCGGGCACAGAGCUACUCACCUGCAGAGCCAUAUCGAUUUCCCAAAGGACUCCGCUGAGAGCCAAGCGCUGUCUACUGGGGCAGCGGUCACGGUCAUCGAAUAUUCACCAAGGUCUGUGAUGUUGCGAAUUGGCUCGUCUCUGAAGCGACAAGUCACCUUUCCCUUCCCGAUUCAAGGAUCCCAGCCGAAGACAAGAAUUGCAAGAAAGUCUUCCUGGAUAGAGGUCGAGGUCCCAAUCUUCACUGCAUUGGAUGGUGACCGCUUCAACUCGUGGACCCAGGCGACGGUGUUCCAGUCCGGUCGUCCACCACUGUGUUGGAGUAUACCCCGGAUAAAUUUAGAGUUGCAGCCCUCAGUCACUUUUCCAAAGAAGGGAGACUCGUCGUGGCUUCGCACAUUCAUGGGGACCACUCUCAGUGACGCUGAGAGACCCUUGAGUAAGCCAGAUCAAGCAACGACAACGAACGCCAAAUUCGAUUUAAAGCAGUCAUUGAAUAUUCUCUUCUUGACAUUUGUGGGCCUCAAUGAGAACCGUGUUGGUCCAAAGAAGACCUUUCAACUCACUCUUGAAACAACCGGCGCUCAUACCCUCAUAUUUGCUACCGGGAUCCGUCAUGACCUUGACUUGGGCUCCCUAGUAAUGGAAGCUUACGUCGUGCCUUUAACGAUCCCAAGAGUGAAAGAGCUUCUCCCGUCGCUCAAGGCAUUGCAAACGACCGAACCCUGCGCUAUCCGAGUCAGCAACGACGAAUCGACCCUGUGGAAGAGAAUGCUCCCAGCCUUAGCCGAGCGCUGCCGGACAUGGCAGCAUAAGUCGACAUGUGAAUAUCAGAACAAGGGCGCUCCUCUGUCCACAGAGGAAGGCAAAUCACCUCUGUGCAGCUGCGGCGAGGGAAAUGUCUCUGGCUCCGAGCUCGCCAAGCUUGGUUUGAAGGAAUGGGCGCCAUUCGCUAAAUACGCUGUUCGGGUUGCUAUCGCUCCGAUAUUUCCGGUCCCAUACGUGGAGUCGUCGUUGUCGGAACUCCUCGAACUGCCGCGAGCGACUCAAUCACAUCCUUCCCCUAGCUCACCGCCGAAGUUGCCGUCGCAGGCUCCAAAGUCGGCGGGGACAGAGGCCAAGUGCGAUCAUUGUGGGAAGUCUGGGGACAAACUUCAGGUGUGUGGAGGCUGCCGGAAGGUGAGAUAUUGCGGAUCGGAGUGUCAGAAGGCGGCGAGGAAGGAGCAUAAGAAGGAUUGUGUGAGGUGA
Messenger RNA from Letharia lupina, 3678 nucleotides. RefSeq lists its product as uncharacterized. The transcript has a single exon. The record is from RefSeq and is a predicted model, not a curated record. Gene Ontology annotation, molecular function: DNA-binding transcription factor activity, RNA polymerase II-specific. Lineage: Eukaryota; Fungi; Ascomycota; Lecanoromycetes; Lecanorales; Parmeliaceae. Gene Ontology annotation, cellular component: nucleus. Gene Ontology annotation, biological process: regulation of transcription by RNA polymerase II. The coding region runs from base 1 to 3678 and encodes 1225 amino acids.